Linderina pennispora is the source of this 1153-nucleotide messenger RNA. RefSeq lists its product as uncharacterized. Gene Ontology annotation, biological process: peroxisome organization. The record is from RefSeq and is a predicted model, not a curated record. Bases 75 to 1046 code for a protein of 323 amino acids. The transcript has a single exon. Lineage: Eukaryota; Fungi; Kickxellomycota; Kickxellomycetes; Kickxellales; Kickxellaceae.
CUGCAACAGCCACCUCUUUAUCGCUUCUAUUUUUCGCCUCGCAUUCUGUAUUCUUAGAAAACUCAACUUUUAUAAUGAGUCGGUUCUUUGGCAGCAGACGCAAUGCGCUUAUCACCCUGGCAUCGGCUGUCACUAUAUCACUGGUAGCCUACCUAGCAUAUGAGGUGUAUCAGGAAUCAAAGGACGAGCACGACGGCACCGACAACGACGACACUCAGCAGGACCAUGCGGACGAGGCCGUGAUGCUGGAGCACGUCGAGGAGGUUAUCCAAAUAGCCGAGUCGAUGCCGACCUCGCCUGUUGCGGCAUCGCCACCAAAGCUCAAGCGGCGACUGGCAAUCAGCGCGCGCGGGAUUCUGUUCAACUCGUCAAACCCCAGCGACAAGUGGUCAGCAGAUAUCGACAUUAACCCACAGGCGCGCAUGGCCCUUGCACGGCUAGCCAGUCUGUAUGAGUUGUAUGUUGUUGUGGUCGUUCGCUCCGACGAUGACAAGCAGCAGAUCAUCCGGGCACUGGAGAAUGCUGGCAUCUUGGAGACAACGAUCGGCGAUAGCACAGUGUGGGUGGAUAGCGAGUCGCAGCGCUCGUCGAUUAGCGAUGCGCCGUCAUCAGAAAUUUCGGCAAUAUUAAACUCGUCGAGCUCGAUCCCACCGCCGUCGCCGACCCGCAGGACUGGGCUAAUGUCGGCAUCCAAUGUGCUGUUCUGCCAGACAGAGGAAGGAAAAGCACAUUUGGUCCGCCAUUUGCUGACCCUCAACGGUGCUUCAAAGUUCACUCGUCCGCGCGCGCACGCCGGGUAUGCUGGAUAUAUUGAUACUAACCAUGACGUUGUAAACCAUCUGGCAGGCGUGCUUCACAGUGUCACGCACGUCGUACCCGGUGCUCCCACGGCCACGCUCAUCUCCAGGGGCGAGGUGCCUGGCAUGCUGACAGCAUACACAAAGACCGAUGACAACCCAGCCCCUGCGGCGUCGGCCGGUCCGAGCAGCGUCUCCAAGUCUGUCGAGGUGGUCAGCGAUAUCGCUGAGUCGACGCUUUAUCUGUAGCCAAGAAUUCUAAAGACUGUUGUUUUAGUUUACUUUAAAAGAUUCUGGUAGCUGUUCUCAAAUGCCUCUCUCUCGUCGUCGCUGACAAAUUUUGAUGCUCUCCAGAA